GGAGAAGAAACUUUAGUCCGUCCACGCCGUCAUAAGCGGUCCCUGAGGAAUUAUUAGUAUGACUAAGUGUCAACCCUUUAUUUUUCCGCGGCAGAUUAUUCCGUGUUGACACUGUGCCACAUGCGCUAGUCCUAAUAUGGCGACUAGAUCCUUAUUUAUCCACUUCGGGUUGCUGAGCCACAGACUAGCAUCAUGGUAUUUUUUUUUUUUCGUGACCCUUUUUUGUUCCGGUUGUCGGAACGCGAUUGCUUGGCCUGUGAUUAUGGGGUUCGAUUUUAGUGUUUUCUUUUGGUCCCUUGGUUGUGGUUCGAGCGAUCAGUGGAUUGCAUCUGUGUUGCCCUACAGUAUACCAACUCCUUUUGGUAGGUAGUAUUGUACUCCAAUGACACUUAUGUUAGUCGUACCUAUAGUUGGGGAGGGUGGUCAUUAUCACGUAGGUCAACGGAUAGUAUACCGUAUUCUAGACCGGACGGUAAAAUAUACCCAUGAACAGUACUUGUGGACAUCCGUACAUUAGG
Molecule: messenger RNA, 518 nt
Organism: Aspergillus alliaceus
Lineage: Eukaryota; Fungi; Ascomycota; Eurotiomycetes; Eurotiales; Aspergillaceae
Exons: 2
Coding region: 137-370 (77 amino acids)
Source: RefSeq, a predicted model, not a curated record